GGUCAACAAAGAUGUUUACCUGCCAGUGCCUGAAUGUGUCGAUAGCCGUAAAUGAGGAGAGCACCGCCGCCACCGAUCCCGGACCAGUGACGCUGAAGCUUGAAACGAGCUUGCCGCGGCCACCGGCAGACGUGAUUGCCCGGCUGGCGGAAGGAAAAUCACGCGAGCUGGCCAGUUUCUUCCAGGAGUCUGUUGGACCCCUGCAAGAUGCAAGCGUGACCAUGCAACUGAUAAUGAUGCUGAAGACAAUCCCGUGCGAAGGCUGGAACGUGAACAAAUGCCUGAACUGUGGCUGUGUUGCCUUCGCCCGCAACAGUUCCAACCCGUCGGUCAUCCUGAUCAAUGGAACACUUGCGGUCACCGCCGAGGAGAUUAACCGGCGCAAGGCGCAGGAAAACUAUUCACCCGCCUACAGGAUCGUGCUCGAUGGGCGAGCGGCCAAUUUUCGCGGUUUCUACCGAAAGGACCAGUACCGCAGCCUGUUUACGGCCGCGGCCAACACACUCGACAGUACGAACGAUCGGAACGAGCUGCUCGAAUCGUUGCGCGCGUUCAUGCGUGCCGAAACACAGGCGGCCAACGAGCGGAUCGCACGCUUCACGCAGGAGCUAAACGAGCAGCUGAGCAAUGUGCGCGAUCGGGCCGAGCAGGAUUAUCUGUUCCUGGCGCAAACAUUCGUACCUGAACUAGUAGAUAGUAAUAAAAGUGGCGAGCAGGGGGCCACGGCCACCGCCACCAGUCCGUCGACGAUGACGGAGAAAGCGCUUCAGCCGCUGCUAACGAGCUUGGGCACAACACCGGUGGCCGCGGAUGUUGCCGGCAGCCAGCUGGAAACGCCACCACCGACUCCAGAAUGUAUGCCGAUGUCGACCGGUAACAGUCCACCGUCAAUUGUGAACGGGAACAACGGUACGUCGUCGGUUAGUCCGGAGCAGCCGAGUUCAGCUAUGGACGGUUUCAAGCCGGCGAAGCUUAGCAACAGUGCCGCCAAUACGAUUAACAAUAAUACUACGAACAGCAACCAAGGUGCCAUUAGCAAACCACCAACUCAGCAGCAACAUUCCAUGAGUACAAAUCUCUUUGCCAAUCACGGCAAUACCCUGGGAGCUGCCACCACGGUACCAGGGCUUGCCGGCAGUGUUGGCAACCUAGCGGGGGCUACACAUAGAUUUAGCAGCACCAUCCAACAGCGGCCACAACAGCAGCAGCAUCAGACGAUGUUCGACUCGGACUGUCUGUUCGACAUCGAUGGCAUGGAGAAUGACAAAACGCCACCACCGGAUGAUAUUACUGACGAGGAGCAAUCGGAUUACGAUGAUUUACCCGAUAACAACAAUCGAUCGGAGGGUGGCAUAGUCAUACCGCGCCAUCAGUACGGACGGCAGACCAGCUCGAUCGCGAAAAGUCUUCCGAUUUCGAUGCCGAAAAAGAUGGCCCCGUUCCGGGCGAACGAAGAUGAUCUCGAUGAGAUGGCCGAAGAUACGGUUGAUAUUGCGGCCAGCAUCAAAGCGCUCGCCAAAAGCGUACAUGGUGAGGCAGUGUUUGGUGAUCUUCCACGCCGGCAGAUCCAAAAGUUCACCUCACAAAUAUGAGCGCACGUGC
Anopheles maculipalpis is the source of this 1602-nucleotide messenger RNA. RefSeq lists its product as uncharacterized. The transcript is spliced from 5 exons. The coding region runs from base 12 to 1592 and encodes 526 amino acids. Gene Ontology annotation, cellular component: cytoplasm. Lineage: Eukaryota; Metazoa; Arthropoda; Insecta; Diptera; Culicidae. The record is from RefSeq and is a predicted model, not a curated record. Gene Ontology annotation, biological process: neurotrophin TRK receptor signaling pathway; negative regulation of protein kinase activity; negative regulation of TOR signaling.